Lobosporangium transversale is the source of this 1113-nucleotide messenger RNA. Its product is annotated as mitochondrial carrier domain-containing protein. The record is from RefSeq and is a predicted model, not a curated record. NCBI's taxonomy places the organism in Eukaryota, Fungi, Mortierellomycota, Mortierellomycetes, Mortierellales, Mortierellaceae. The coding region runs from base 1 to 1113 and encodes 370 amino acids. The transcript has 2 exons.
AUGACUCCAUCUACAGCAGCAACAAAACCCCAAGGAGCAAUUACAGGAGACAUUCAUAAUAAAGAUAAUAACACCUUCAACACCCUUAUAGCCUCCUCUAUUGCAGCUUUUACCUCACGUCUUUGCACUCACCCUCUCGACACCCUCAAGACUCGUGUCCAGGCCUCAAACUCGCCACUUCCUCUAUUGCCUACAUUUGUUAACCUUGUCAAGAAUAAAGAGCUUUAUCGGGGUCUUCCGAUUGCUUUGACACUUAGUGUCCCUGCUUUAUCCGUUUAUUUGACUGCAUAUGAUCUUUCCAAGGACCGACUAUCAAAACAUUUCUCUUAUUUUGGAAGCAACACAGUCAUCAACCACAUGGCCAGCGCAGUUGUGGCCGAGAUCUCCUCUGGACUCUUUUGGACGCCUAUGGAGGUGCUUAAAUCAAAGCAACAAGUAGAGAAUAUGUCUUCCCAUUCACUGUCGUCCCUUUCUUCAAUCCCCUCAGCAGCAACCUCUGCUUCUUUACCAAAAUCACCACAAUCGCGUUCAUCCACUGGAGCAUUGCCAAGCUCCAAAACCAAAGCUUGUCACAUACCAACCGCUUCGUUUUCAACGACCAGAACAACCGCAACGGGAUUGCGAACAGCCGUCAGGACUUUCGAUCUUGCAAAGAUGAUUUAUCGCCAAGAAGGACUACGGGGAUUCUAUCGUGGGUAUUUUAUUACUUUGGGGGUUUUUGUACCAUAUUCGAUAAUAUACUUUACAACAUAUGAGCACCUCAAGAAGAUGGCAUGGCGUGAGCAGCAGCGAUCUGCAACUAUCAUAGCUGAGGGACAUGAAAAAGAUACACUACCAUUCAUGACAAUUGUCACAUGUGCUGCUGUCGCUGCAGGGAUCGCUGGAGCUAUCUCCAACAUCGUUGACAUCGUCAAAACGCGUUGGCAGAUCUCUGUACUCGCCACAGCUGAGGAUAACUCAUCAACAAAGAACAUCAUCCGUCAAAUGUUUCGUCAGGGAGGACUGGCAAGCUUCACACGAGGCAUGGGAGCACGCGUCCUAUGGAUGGUUCCAAGUGUUACUAUCUCUAUGUCUACAUUUGAAUGGUUAAAGGCACAAGGAUUUGCAGCAUGA